AUGGAUAUGUACGAAAAUUUCGGAGAUGCCUUCCAACACCCCCCUCAAACAGCUAAAAUGACUCUUGACCAGCUUUCUGGCAUUGAUUGUGAUCCCCUCAACAUUGAAGGCUACUUUAAUGCAUGUGCUGCCUUCCACCUGAGUGGUGUAGCCCAGCCAUUCUGGCAUGAUUGGCCACUUACGGAUCCGCAUUUGUUUUUCACUCCUGAAUCCCUGCAUCACUGGCACCAUGAAUUCUAUGACCACGAUGUUAAGUGGUGUCUUGCAGUUGUUGGGGAGCAGGAACUAGACUUUCGCUUCUCUGUUUUACAACCACUCACAAUGUUCCGACACUUCAAGGAUGGCAUUUCAAAGCUUAAACAAGUUACUGGAAGAGCCCAGCGUGACAUGCAACAUUAUAUUGUUGCUCUCAUUGUAGAUGCAGCCCCCCAUGGCAUUGACAUAGCUGUUUGCGCACUGAUGGACUUUGCUACUUAUCACAAGCGACAACAAUCAAUGAAGCACAUUGUCAAAAGAUUAUUGGUGCCCUCAAGGAAUUUCAUGAACACAAGCAACAUAUCAUUACUUUCGGCACGUGUCGAGGUGCCCAGAGCAAACAGGUCCUUGACAACUGGCAUAUACCCAAACUGGAGUUGA
Messenger RNA from Suillus paluster, 636 nucleotides. RefSeq lists its product as uncharacterized. Bases 1 to 636 code for a protein of 211 amino acids. The transcript has a single exon. Lineage: Eukaryota; Fungi; Basidiomycota; Agaricomycetes; Boletales; Suillaceae. The record is from RefSeq and is a predicted model, not a curated record.